UGUUGGACGACACAGUUCAGAAAUGUGGAAUGUUUUUAACGUAAUCUUGUAAUUAAUUAUGAAUAAUGCAAACAAUUGAUGUGGACCAAAACAAAUGAUAAAAAGGGAUCCACGGACAAUGAAGAGGAAGGACAAAAAAGGUGUUGCCCCCAUGAUCUGACCUCAAACAAGCAGAAGACGGAUGAAUAGGAAUUCUCCCAUGUAUUCAACUGAUGGCGAGAUACUCCCCACUCCAAGUGGCGCUGCUCUCCCUGUUCUUGACUCAGACACUGGGACAGUUGGACCUGAACAGGUUGGACGGAGACAGUGUUUGUCCACCAAUGAGAAGUGGACAAGAUGACCUUCCAGGGUUCGAUCUCAUCACUCAGUUCCAGCUGGAUGUGAUCCCCCUGAAAGGUGUGAGGAAGGUGGAUGGCUCCACUUCUCUUCAGGUGGCGUAUCGCCUCGACAGGGAUGCUAACUUCCAAAUUCCAACCAUGCUGAACUUCCCACGUGGUUUCCCUGACGAGUACUCUUUCAUGGUCACCUUCCGUAUGAUCAAGAGCACCGUGGGCAAAGUCUGGAACGUCUGGCAGAUUGUGGAUGAAGACGGCAACAAACAAGCUGGUCUGCGGCUGAACGGCGACCAGCAGUCUUUGGAAUACUUCCUAAUGGGGGCAGACGGAACCCUGCAGACGGUCGUCUUCCCUGGGCUCUCUGUGCUUUUUAACACCAGGUGGCAUAAGGUGAUGAUCGGCGUAGAGCACGAACAGGUCACCUUGUACGUUGACUGCCAGCCGGUGGACCAGAAGCCCAUCAAGGGCAAAGGUCCUAUCAACACAGAGGGAGACACUCUCAUUGGCAGGCUGGAUGCUGAUCCGGACGUAUCCGUGGUGUUCGAACUCCAGUGGAUGUUGAUUCACUGCGACCCAAAGCGUGCUCAGAGAGAGAGCUGCAACGAGCUGCCUGCCACCGAGAUGUAUGCCAAUGCUGAGCCUGACAAGUCACUUCAAGGUCCCCCAGGAGCUCCAGGGCCUGAAGGGCCCCGCGGGCCUCCUGGAGAGAAUGGCAGAGAUGGAAGAGACGGGCUUCCAGGGUCCACUGGCAGUCCAGGAGCACCGGGCAGCAAAGGGGAGCAGGGAGAGAUCGGCCUUCCCGGGCAACGAGGACUUCCUGGCUUGCAGGGACCUUCUGGUCCUUCCGGUCCAAUGGGCCCCAGAGGUGCAGUGGGUGAAAGAGGACUUCCCGGCUUUCCAGGGCCACCUGGUCCCCCAGGCCCAGCAACUGAAGGACCUGCUGGAUCACCAGGAAAACCCGGAAUCCCCGGUGAUGAAGGCAACAUCGGGCCAGAGGGUCCUGCUGGUCCCAAAGGAGACGUUGGCGUGUCAGGACCUCCUGGUCCUCCUGGUCCACCUGGGCCUGUGGGGCCACCAGGGGCCAGUGGUGAAGGGAAUGGGGAACCUUGUCCUGCUGCCUGCCCCGCUGGACCUCAGGGACUGGCUGGACUUCCAGGGAUGAAGGGUCACAAGGGUGAUGCAGGCAUUGAUGGAAAAGAUGGACUCCCAGGAGAAAAGGGAGACACCGGUCUAGAAGGACCUCAGGGCGUGCCAGGUCGUAUGGGAGAUGAUGGUCAAAGAGGACCGAUGGGCCCACCAGGAGCAGAAGGAGAAAAAGGAGACAGAGGCUCCCCUGGUUUCAAUGGCCUGCCUGGACCCACCGGACCACCCGGAGGACCUGGUGUGGAAGGAGCUCGUGGACGACAGGGCUUAGAAGGACCCAAGGGUGAAGAUGGAGCUGUGGGGCCUCAGGGAGAGCAGGGUCCAAGAGGUGAUAAAGGAGAGACUGGGGAGCCAGGGACAGACGGCUUGGAUGGGCUUCCCGGAGCUGAUGGUGCUAAGGGAGAAGCUGGUACUCCUGGAGCUGUGGGCAUCAGGGGCAUUGUGGGAAUUCCAGGGCUUCCUGGAAAGCAGGGAGUUGUUGGACCACCAGGUGAAAAGGGAGACACUGGUGCCGAAGGGGCCACCGGUCCAGUCGGACUUCCAGGAAAAACUGGUGACCAGGGACCGCCGGGAGAAGAUGGGAAACAGGGGGUUAAAGGAGCCACCGGAGAAACGGGGAAACAAGGUGCAGUCGGACCUGUUGGGCCACAAGGAAUCCAGGGUGACAAAGGUGAUAAAGGUGACACAGGUGAGAAGGGGAUGAAGGGACACACAGGACUCAAAGGUGAUCAGGGGCCUAUGGGGCCAGAGGGUCCAAAAGGCAGCCUGGGAGACACCGGGUUACCAGGAGAUAUUGGCGUUAAGGGAGAUCAGGGUCCACCCGGUGUUACUGGAAACAAAGGAGAGAAAGGAGAGAAGGGUAACAGGGGUGCAACAGGCUCUGAAGGACGACCUGGCUUGCCAGGCCACGAGGGCUUGGUUGGGCCAAUGGGAGCCAGAGGACUAGAAGGAGAGCCUGGACUUCCAGGAGCACCAGGCCCUCGAGGUCUUCCCGGCCCCAAAGUCAACGAUGAGGCACUUCGGGAAAUGUGCUCAGCUGUGGUCCAAGAACAAUUAGCAGAAUUUAUGAAAGAACUUCUGAAGAAGCCGGCUGCUUUAGGAGCUCCAGGUAUCCCAGGACCAGCGGGGCCCCCAGGACCUGCUGGAGCUGAUGGCGCAGCUGGAACUCCAGGAGCACCAGGGCCAGCAGGACCCAAAGGCCAUCCUGGAUUCUUUGGCUUUCCAGGUGCCCCUGGAACAAAAGGUGAAGCUGGAGAACAGGGCCCUAAGGGAGAUAAGGGAGAUGAUGGUGUUGGAAUCAAAGGAAGCCCUGGAGAACCAGGGCCAGCAGGAGCUCCAGGUGCUCCUGGCAUUGGUAAGGAUGGAAAAGACGGCGAGAAGGGAGAGACAGGCACUCCAGGCCUUCCUGGACCAUCUGGACCUCGAGGGCCAUCAGGGCCACCAGGUCUUUGUGACCCGUCAACCUGCAAUGGCAGGAUCCCCCCCCUCUACAUGGUCAGCGGGAAGAAGUCAGCUGGCUACAAAAGCCCAUAAGCUCAUUGACACACUCAACAAGCAGUGAUCAAAAAAACCCUGGGAGACUUGACUCUCUCUGCUGGAACCGUGGAUCCAAGGGACACAUUGGGAAACAGGACCAGAGCACAACUGUAGAAUAUUGUAUAGAUGUUUGUAUGUGAUUUUAUUGAGAGCAAAGAUAGCUGCUACUGAUGCACAAGCACCAAGCUGACUUGCAGACCCAGAUAUCUUAAAGAAACUGAUGAUCGCUGGCUUUACCUCGGUACC
Molecule: messenger RNA, 3260 nt
Organism: Synchiropus splendidus (mandarinfish)
Lineage: Eukaryota; Metazoa; Chordata; Actinopteri; Syngnathiformes; Callionymidae
Product: collagen alpha-1(IX) chain-like
Exons: 39
Coding region: 213-3011 (932 amino acids)
Source: RefSeq, a predicted model, not a curated record